Molecule: messenger RNA, 2133 nt
Organism: Fusarium graminearum PH-1
Lineage: Eukaryota; Fungi; Ascomycota; Sordariomycetes; Hypocreales; Nectriaceae
Exons: 3
Coding region: 1-2133 (710 amino acids)
Cellular component (GO): mitochondrion
Source: RefSeq, a predicted model, not a curated record
AUGGGUCCACUUUUGACAUGCCGCUUUACAUGGCCUAAUAGCGGCAGAGCCGAGAAUCAUUUCCUAGGAAAUUUCUGGGAUAAUCUGUUUUAUACUCGACGAUUCAACCAUACCGAAGCGACAACCACUCAAGAAGCACCUAUCGAGACCAUUGAAACUCCUGAAACUAUCGAAACGCCUUCUAUUUUUAACCCUGAGGUCCCAAAGAGAAAAUUGCCGUUGAAUUGUACCGGAUGUGGCGCCUUUACACAAACGAACGAUCCACAAUCACUGGGUUACUUUGACCCGGAGAGUAAAAGAGUCAAAAAAUGGCUAAAUCCACGGUCUUUUGAGCGUCAGCAAGCGCCAACGCAAGAGGAUAAAGUCAUUGGUGACGUUCUUAAGAAUUUGGACAAGAGUCAAAUAGAGGCUCUUGGAGUUGACCCUUCUCUCUUGAUCGCUGGCGCUGAGAGAGAGGACAGCAUGGCCAUGAAAGCUAACAUGGUGGCAGAAGCACCUCCUCAAGAGAAGCAGCCCGUAUGCGACCGAUGCCAUGAUUUACAACACUACAGCACAAAAAGCGAUACAGCAAAGCUCCCCAUGUAUCACCCUACUGUCGAGUCGCUGCGCGAAACAAUCGAAGAGUCACCACACAAAUACAACCACAUAUACCAUAUCAUCGACGCAGCCGAUUUCCCCAUGUCGCUCAUCCCUCGGCUUAACGUUCUUCUGGGCGACAUCCCCAUCAGAACCCGCAACCGACGAUCGCGAGCCAGCAAGUUCCAGCAUGAUCGCAAGACAGAACUCAGCUUUAUCAUCACACGAGGCGAUCUUCUGGGACCCAAGAAAGAAAUGGUGGAUACCAUGAUGCCGUACCUGCGUGAAGUGCUGAGAGAUGCUCUGGGAAGACUCGGAAGUAGAGUUCGUCUUGGUAAUGUCCGAUGUGUUAGCGCAAAGCGGUCUUGGUGGUGCAAGGAGGUCAGGCAAGACAUCUGGGAACGUGGAGGUGCGGGUUGGAUGGUUGGAAAGGUCAAUGUGGGUAAGAGUCAGCUGUUCGAAGCUGUAUAUCCCAAGGGCAGGAUGGGACCAGUGACUAACAAUGGGCGAAUAUCGACAUAUCCCCGAGAAGUCCUGAACGCAGAAUCGAUUGCUGCAGAGCCUAUUCAGGACAAGGAUGUUGAUAUUGGAGACUUGUUGCCACCUCCUCAACCACCCAGGAAUUAUCCCGACAUGCCUCUGGUAUCAUCUCUGCCCGGUACAACUGCUUCUCCUAUUCGAAUUCCAUUUGGAAAUGGAAAGGGCGAGUUAAUCGAUCUUCCUGGCUUAGCACGCAGCGACUUGGAACUUUUCGUGAAAGAGGAGGACCGACAGUCGACGAUUAUGAAGAGCCGGAUUAUACCUGAGCAGAUCUCCAUGACUCCUGGCAAGUCGCUUAUCCUUGGUGGUGGUCUAAUUCGCAUCACACCCAAGGAUCCCAAUUUGGUAAUCUUGGCUUACAACUUCACGCCUCUGGAAGAUCAUCUCACCCAAACCGACAAGGCCAUUGCUUUUCAGAAUCAGACAAGGGAGUCUGCUGGUGUGCCGAGCAUCAUGCUUCCCGGUAUCGGAGACAAGAUGAAGCAUGCUGGAACAUUCAAACUGUCGCACGAUGUCACAAAGAAGAGAGCAGGCCCUCUUACAAGGAAAAAUGCGAUCGGUCUUAAUGUCGACAGACUGCCCUUCCGAGUUUUGUCUACAGAUAUUCUCAUCGAAGGUGUGGGCUAUGUCGAGCUUGUCGCACAAGUCCGUGCUCGCGAUGUCGCUCUCAAGGUUCUCGACCAACAACAACAACAACGAACUAGAGUCGACGAGAAUGUUUGGGAAAAGCCAGUUGAUACUUCUGACCCUUUCGCCGCCAUGAAGUUUCAACGAAGAGAUACAGCGCCGCCCGUUGUACAGACGAGGCGCAAGGAACCCGAGCCCCCAUUGGAUCCUGGGUGGCCAGCGGUUGACGUCUUUAGCCCUGAAGGUCGGUUCAUCGGUUCUCGCCAACCUAUUCACGGAUGGUUGAACAACAAACCCCGUGUGUUGAAAGAGCACAAGAAGAGCAGACCUCGAAGGAGUAUGAAGGGUGCGAAAAAGAAGGUCAAGUUUGAGAAGAGGGCAGCAAACUAA